ACAAUAUCAGUUAUCAAUGAAUAUAGUGCCAUAAAGCAUACUGAGUAUUAUCGCAGAUAGAUAAGUGACAACAGCCCUCUUAUAUGAAAGUUAUCUCAUGUCUUUCAUUAGUUUCCGAAUGGUACAAUCGGGUGCAGUGUCCUUUUUUGGGAGACUAAGAUUUGUGCCAACCGAAAACGGACCAUCAAUCUUUGCAAAAAUAUAAUCUUGCAUGAUAAAACUGAGGCUAUCACUACAAGAGAAUCCGUUUGCAAACAAUUGUUAUGUUCAAUCUGCAGCACACUCAAGAUAACAGUUAAGACUACUAUAACAACCACAGUAGUACUCACAACUCGUCCAGAGUAUGACUACUGAGAGGUAACAAAGAAUAAAUUAGAAGAUAAUAAUAAAGAAACAAAUAUGGACGCAGAAUUAAAUACAAAGUACGACACGAAGGAUCUCAAAAUGGAGAAGAUGCCUGAAGUGAAACAAGACGAACCAGACAAAUUGGUGAACGCCAUAGGACAGUUUGGGAAAUGGCAACUGAUGUUAUGGCUGCUGAUAGCUUCGCCAAUAAAGAUCUCAUCAGCAUGGCAGCAACUAGGGAUAGUGUUCUUAGCACCGCCUACAUCAUUCAUGUGUGUAGAAACGAAUCUGACGAACAUCAUAGAAAUGAACACGUGCUACAGUGAUUGUGUCGGCUAUAACUAUUACACGGACUUUGAGAACACCAUUAUAUCGCAAUUCGAGCUGAUCUGCGAGAAAGCUUGGUUGUCAAACUUCACGCAGACUAUUUGCAUGUUCGGUGUCCUGAUGGGCAGUAUCAUCUUUGGAUUUAUAGCUGAUCGGUAUGGAAGACGUCCCGCGCUGCUAAUUUCUUGCAUGCUUAUACUAGUAACAUCAGUCGGGGAGGCGUUCUGUAAAGUUUAUUGGUUAUUCACUGCAGUCCGGUUCUUCGUAGGAUUAGCAACUGCAGGCACUAUGCUCUGUUCCUUCAUCCUGAUGAUGGAAAUCAUCGGGCCAAUGAAGAGAGAGCUCAUGAACUGCCUCUGUGCACUACCAAUGCCUGUCGGACAAAUGCUGAUGCCACUGUUCGCUUAUUUCCUAAGAUCAUGGGAUAACUUCUGCUUGGGCGUAGGAAUUCCCCACGUAUUGUACCUGGCAUAUUUCUUCAUAUUACCAGAAUCUCCAAAGUGGUUAAUUUCCGUGGGCAGGCUUGAGGAAGCGAGUAAAGUUAUGACGCAAGCUGCUAAAUGGAAUAACCUUCCAACGGAUAACAUGCUAGACGUUGCCAAAAGUAUAGCCAGUGAGAAGGUGACCUCCAACGAGCCCCUUAGGAAGGCCACAUACUUAGACUUGCUGAAGACGAAAGUGCUGAGGAUCAACAUGUUGGGUUCCUGUAUUAUCUGGUUCGUGCUUGGUAUCAGUUACUACGGCAGCAACCAGUACAUUGGACAGACCAGUUCCAACGUUUUCAUUACUGUUCUCUUGGCUGGAGUACUGCAGAUCCCUGGUAUCUUGCUGAGUGGAUUCCUCUGCCGGUACUUCGGAAGGAAGAUCACAAUGAUCAGCUUCCUGAUCGUGUGUGGGGGGAGCAAUGCCUUCUUGGUGGUCCCUGAAGACUGGUUCGCCGUGAGAGUGACCAUGGGUGCCAUCGGUGUUGGAUGUGCCUCGGGAGCUUUCGCUACCAUGUACAUGUACACCACAGAAAUGUUCCCUACGGUAGCCCGUAACAUGGCUAUGGGAGCCUCCUCCACCGUCUCCCGAGUCGGUUCCAUGAUAUCCCCAUACGUGGCUGGCUUGACCAUCUUCGCUGCGUGGCUACCACCAGUAGCCUUCGCCAUCGUUCCUAUAGUUGGAGCAAUCACUUGCUACUUCUUGCCCGAGACCAGAGGCAAGGCGUUAUCAGAUCAUUUGUCUUAGUCCAAGACGGUAGCAACUAGUUGUGAAAUGUUUUGUCCUCAGUGUUUAUUUAUUUAUCGUUUAGUAAAUGGAUAGGGUCGUGAUAUUUUUUGUAACUGUACAUAAUAUGUUAUUCUUAGCUUUAAUUUUAAAUUAAGGACGUUUAUAAUUUUAGAUAUUAUAAUAUACAAAAGAUA
Molecule: messenger RNA, 2078 nt
Organism: Spodoptera frugiperda (fall armyworm)
Lineage: Eukaryota; Metazoa; Arthropoda; Insecta; Lepidoptera; Noctuidae
Product: solute carrier family 22 member 13
Exons: 6
Coding region: 400-1902 (500 amino acids)
Biological process (GO): transmembrane transport
Cellular component (GO): membrane
Molecular function (GO): transmembrane transporter activity
Source: RefSeq, a predicted model, not a curated record